Molecule: messenger RNA, 2088 nt
Organism: Rhodofomes roseus
Lineage: Eukaryota; Fungi; Basidiomycota; Agaricomycetes; Polyporales; Fomitopsidaceae
Exons: 2
Coding region: 252-1988 (578 amino acids)
Source: RefSeq, a predicted model, not a curated record
GCGUAGUCACGCCACCGCGUUGGCGCCCAGUGGCUGCGACGUCGCUCCAGGCCCGCCGGGGAGGUCGAGCCUCAGCCCGUUGCUAUACUCAGUACUGCACAUUGGCCGACCACAGCCACUGCAGGUAUCGACACUUCUGCCACCUUUCGCUGGCAAGAAAUUCGCUAUACAAUAAUCUGCUCCCUCUCCAACACCUCUCUUGAGACAACCGUCCCCCGUUCAAGACUGCUGUCACCGCGCGAGGAGCUCUGAUGCACCCGUGUCUCCAGGUCCCAGAGCUAUUGGACAUAAUCUUCCGCAGGGUGGUCGAGGACCCCAUCUUCGCGCCUUGCACCUUGGCAAGCCUGGCCCUGACAUGUCGAUUGUUUGUCGAACCGGCUCUCGACGUCCUAUGGAGUCACCUCCCAUCUUUGGGGCCAUUGGUCACGCUUUUCCCCAAAGACGCCUGGUCCUACGGGAUGGAUGACCUAGGUAAAAGAACAUAUGUGAUGCUCCAAAGACCACCGGAACCUCAUGAAUGGACGAGGUUCCUGCAUUACGCUGAACGCGUCAGAGCUAUAGGGCCAUCCCUCACCUUCCCGGAGUUCCCUUGCGUCAUCAAGGCGUUUCCUUCUGCGCACAGCUACCUGCUGACCCACAAACCUGUCGACCAUCUGUUCCCCAAUCUGCGGUAUAUCCUGUGGCACUACGACCAUCUUUUUCCAGAAGGCAGCAUGGACGAACUAUCCCUGUUGCUCGGGCCCCGAGUGGUGGACUUAACAACUUACGCGUUCAAGGGCAUGCCGGAGAGUUUGUCUGACAGACUGGUGGACGAAGUGACCGCAUUCAUUGUCGAACAUACCGACAUAAAGCACGUCAGGCUCUAUUGCCCAUACGUUCCAGGACUCGAGGCAGUAAUCCCAAAUGUUGUCUUCCUGCACCAAGCCGUACAGUCUCUCGAGGUGCUUCAAGAGACCCCUUCAACGUUACCCCCAAACAUUUGGCUUGAACUGUCUCGGCUUCCGAAGCUUGAGAAGACUAUCAUCUUCGUGGAUGAGCUUCUCGGCUCAGACGAGAUACGAAAGCAGUCGGCGGACUCGUCGGAACCCUUUUUCCCUUCACUGCGGAACGUCACCAUCCAUGCGAGCGACUUAGCCGGAUGCUCUCGCUACUUGGACCUCAUCCAAUCGUCGUCUCUAGAGAGGCUCGUCGUCAUCGUCACAUCUUCCCCGACGAAUGAGGAGGCUAGGACGUUCUUCCAACACCUUGCAAAGCGCCGCCACAAGAUGCCGUUGCGGUUCAUGCAUUUCACGUCCGUGAUCGGUAGCCCGCGCCUCGACGACAACUACAUCAUCGACGCGGACACCUUGCGACCUCUACUCUCGUUCUGGAACGUUAAGAGCUGCCAAGUCACCUUCCGUUGUCCCGUGAGCGUCGACAAUGCAUUCCUCGAGGACGUCGCCACUGCAUGGGCACCGACCCUCGAGCAGCUCGAACUCGGCGCAAGCUGGAGGCAGCGCGUCGACUCUCAAGCGACACUGCAGGGCGUGUUCUCGCUCAUCACGCGGUGCAGAGAGUUGGCGUCCCUCGGCCUCGUCUUCGACGCUCGCGUAGACGAAUUCCAGGAGGCGCUCGGUGCGGGGGAGCGGCUCGCCAAGGGUUAUCGGCCGUCGGACCGUCUUACCAGGUUUUCAACCGGUGCGACGACGCUCGGGGAGCUCGACGAGACGGAUCUCGCUACACUCGCAGACGUGCUAUCCGACCUCUUCCCCGGUAUGAGGACCUUCGAAACGCUGUGGAUCCGACGCGUGCAGCACGAGCCUUUCCAAAUCGACGAAGAUCCUGACGAUGAAGGCGAGGCGGAUUGUUGGCGGCAGCUCAUGGCCCUUUACAAGGAGAUGUCGACGAUCAGGUUGCAAGAGAGGCUGUGGAAGAUUCAGUUGGACACGCAAGUACGAGUGCGGGAGGUGGAAACUCUGCAAGCCUCGCCCUCUCUUGUCGCAUUUUGAAGGGUUGGACACGUUCUCCCAGAGCGCCGUGCACUCAGUCGCGCAUAUAUACUACAGUGCGGAAUUGUAAGGUGUCACGAUCGUUCUCUAUGCACUGUGA